CCGACGCGCACGCGCAUGGAGGGGCGCGCGAGCCCCCCGGACGAGGCCCGGCGCGCGCCGCCGGCCGUGCUGUGCCGCGGCCCCGUGGAGCCGCAUUUCCUCGCCAACUUCGCUUUGGUCCUGCAGGGCCCGCUCACCACGCAGUACUUGUGGCACCGCUUCAGUGCCGACCUCGGCUACAAUGGCACCCGCGACAGGGGCAGCUGCAGCAACCACAGCGCGGACCCCAUCAUGAAGGAAGUGGAGACCCUUACCUCCCACUGGACCCUCUACAUGAACCUGGGCGGCUUCCUUGUGGGGCUCUUCUCAUUCACCCUGCUGGGUGCCUGGAGUGACUGUGUGGGCCGCCGUCCACUGCUGGUGCUGGCCUCACUGGGCCUGUUGCUGCAGGCUCUGGUGUCCAUCUUUGUCGUGCAGCUGCAACUCCACGUCGGCUACUUCGUGCUGGGCCGCAUCCUUUGCGCUCUCUUUGGGGACUUCAGUGGCCUCCUGGCUGCUGGCUUUGCCUCCGUGGCAGAUGUCAGCUCCAGCCGCAGCCGCACCAUGCGAAUGGCCCUGCUGGAAUCGUGCAUCGGGGUGGCGGGGAUGUUGGCGAGCCUUCGGGGCCACUGGCUCCGGGCCCAGGGUUACGCCAACCCCUUCUGGCUGGCCUUGGCCUUGUUGAUAGCCAUGACUCUCUAUGCAGCAUUCUGCUUUGGUGAGACGGUGAAGGAGCCAACGCCUGCCCGGCUCUUCACGCUCCGUCACCACCGAUCCAUUGUCCGGCUCUACGUGACUCCCGCCCCAGAGAAGUCCAGGAGGCAUUUAGCCCUGUAUUCCUUGGCCAUCUUCAUGGUGGUCACUGUGCACUUUGGGGCCCAGGACAUCCUGACCCUCUAUGAACUGAGCAAACCCCUCUGCUGGGACUCCAAGCUGAUCGGCUACGGUUCUGCAGCUCAGCACCUCCCGUACCUCACCAGCCUGCUGGGCCUGCGGCUUCUGCAGCACUGCCUGGCUGACGCCUGGGUGGCCGAGAUUGGCCUGGCCUUCAACAUUCUGGGGAUGGUGGUCUUUGCGUUUGCUACCAUCACACCCCUCAUGUUCACAGGGUACGGGCUCCUCUUCCUGUCAUUGGUUACCACACCCAUCAUCCGGGCCAAGCUCUCCAAGCUGGUGGGCGAGUCAGAGCAGGGUGCUCUCUUUUCUGCUGUGGCCUGCGUCAAUGGCUUGGCCAUGCUGAUGGCUUCUGGCAUUUUCAACUCGCUCUACCCAGCCACCCUGAACUUUAUGAAGGGGUUCCCCUUCCUCCUGGGAGCUGGUCUCCUCUUCAUCCCGGCCAUUCUGAUUGGGGUGCUGGAAAAGGCUAAUCCUCGUCCUGAAUUCCAGCAGUUUCCUCAGAGCCCCUGAUCUGCCUGGACCCGAGGACAGAGGGCAGUGGGAGCAAGUGAACACUAACUAGCUGAAAGCAUGCGUCUGGCUCCCAGCAACGCCAGCACCACCCCGCAAAGGCAAGUGUCUGCCUUGGAAAAAGUGGUCAAGCUACACUGCUGUGCCAGCCUAUGACUCUAAUCUAGAAUUGUAACCCACACAGCCCCACUCCAGGAGGCAGCGGGGAGCCAUCUGGACUAUUUACCCUUGAUGCCAUCAGUCGUAUAGAACCCUCCAGGGGAGAGGAGAGGUCCCUAAUGCAGGUGAAGCCUCAGGGACCAGUUGAAGCAUGAGGGCUGGCGUCUGUGCUUCCAGCCCACACUGCACAGCUCACAGGGCUCAGUUCCUGGUGUGCAGCCACCAGUCACUUCUGGGGUUGGAUGCGAUUCUGAGGGGAGGGGUGGGAGGGGCUGGGUCCCUUCUGGAAAGUGCUGCUGUCUCUGGCUGGAAUCCAUCCUCUGGGCUUCACAGUGCCAAUCACAAUAAAUCCAUAUAAUCACACUGAA
Lynx canadensis (Canada lynx) is the source of this 1913-nucleotide messenger RNA. It is a transcript of the gene SLC46A1, whose product is annotated as solute carrier family 46 member 1. Gene Ontology annotation, cellular component: plasma membrane. Lineage: Eukaryota; Metazoa; Chordata; Mammalia; Carnivora; Felidae. Gene Ontology annotation, molecular function: transmembrane transporter activity. The record is from RefSeq and is a predicted model, not a curated record. Gene Ontology annotation, biological process: transmembrane transport.